Messenger RNA from Cuscuta campestris, 704 nucleotides. Lineage: Eukaryota; Viridiplantae; Streptophyta; Magnoliopsida; Solanales; Convolvulaceae. The record is from the annotation of a GenBank genome assembly.
AAUAAGUGUUUUAAACACUUGGUUUUUUUUUGGAGAACUUUGAAUUUUUUCGGUCGGGUUUCGCAUCGGUUGGCUAGGCCGUGGUUAAGGCAAAAACCAUGGGUUCUUGACUAACCACCCACCCAGCGAUGGGAAGAUCUUCCCAUCGAUGGGUAAGCGGCCCCUCAGCCAAACCAGUUUCCAGAACCAUGCCAAACAGCGAUGGGGAGUUCCACCCAUCGUUGUUAAAGCCUUGGUGCAAUAUUAACACAAGCGAGAACGACCUUGCCCAGCGAUGGGAAACCUAUCCCAUCGAUGGGAACCCAGCGAUGGUGACCGUUGACUUCAAAACUGAAGGAAAAUUGGCUUACCAGCGAUGGUUGAGUCUAAACAUCGAUGGGAAGCCAAUAUUCUGCAGAUCCCAAAUCUUUUCAAUCCCAUAAAUCAAGCCAAUCACCCCUUUAAUGCAUUGGUCCGUUGGAGCCUUCUUUGGCACUAUAAAAAGGGGUGUUUGGGUCUGCUUUUCUCACCAAUUCACUUCACAACAUCUAUACUUUCAUUGCAUUCAAAUAUCAUCAUUUUCCAUAGCUUUCUAGAGCCAUUUGUGUGUGAAGGUUGAGUUGUUCUUGAGCGUACUUAGUUUACUCAUAAUCUACUCUAUAAGAGAGUCUCGUUCUUGAGUGUACUUGUGUUCUUAGACACGUUGAGAGAUAGUAUCUCUCUCG